GCUAGAAUCAAGUGGGCUAAGGGACCUUUUCCGUAAGGGGGAGGAGCCACGACACUAGGGGGAGGAGCUACGCCAGCGGGAUAGUUCCUCUACUAUCCACGCCACCAACUAUUACCUUUAGUAAUCAGGUGGCGAGCGAAGCGAGCCACCGAGCCCGAAGCGUGGCGAGCGUACUUUUCGGGUACCCUGUUCGCCCGUAGCUCCUCCCCCUGGUGACGUGUCUCCUCCCCUAGAUACGUCAGAAGGUCCCUUCUCCCACUCCGAAAUAGAAUCAACCGAGGAGGCAGCAGCUGACUUGCUGUGUGACAGUUCUAGUACUGUAGCCGGGGGAAGUCUCAUCACCACACAGGCCAGGAGCUAACUACUUCCAGCCAAGGGGGUGUUCAUUGAACCUAUCAUCAGAGCAGAUAUGGAGCUGGCUCACAGUUUACUCCUUAAAGAAGAUGCUCUGGCGCAGGUUACAGAGGCCAAGAAAUCUGUCUUUGUGUUUGAGUGGCUGCGGUUUCUGGAUAAAGUGCUCAUAGCAGCAAACAAGACAGACAUCAAAGAGAACCAGAAGAAACUUGUGGAACAGCUUACCGGGCUCAUAAGUAGCUCCCCUGGACCACCCACCCGCAAACUGCUAGCCAAGAAUCUUGCCACACUCUAUAGUAUUGGAGACACCUACACUGUCUUCCAAACAUUGGAUAAGUGCAAUGAAAUGAUAAAGAGCAAAGAUGACACUGCUGCCUAUCUACCAACCAAGCUGGCCGCUGUUGCUUGUGUAGGAGCAUUUUAUGAAAAGAUGGGCAGGAUGUUGGGCAGCUCAUUUCAUGACACUGUAAAUAAUCUGCUGAAGUCCCUGAAAAGUGCAGAGUCACAGGGACGCAGUGAAAUCUUAAUGAGCUUGCAGAAAGUGCUUAAUGGUCUUGGAGGGGCUGCAUCUUCAAGCCACAGGGACAUCUACAAAAAUACUCGAUCCUUUUUGACAGACAGGUCUAUGGCUGUCCGAUGUGCUGUAGCCAAGUGCUUGCUGGAGCUUCAGAGUGAGGCUGUGUUUAUGUGGACUGCAGAGCUAGAGAAUGUAGCAACGCUUUGUUUCAAGGCACUAGAAGGUUCUAACUAUGGCGUCAGAGUUGCGGUGUCUAAACUUCUGGGAACGGUUAUGGCUACAGCAUUGAUGCCAAAACAGGCAGCAGUGAUGCGUCAGAAUGUGAAGAAGGCCACGUUAGAAGAGGUGCUGGAAUUGAUGGCUACUGGAUUUCUACGUGGGGGCUCUGGGUUCCUUAAGAGUGGAGGAGAAAUGCUAAAGGGUGGAGGAUCGAUCAGUCGCGAAGUGCGAGUUGGCGUGACACAGGCAUAUGUAGUAUUUGUUACUGCUUUAGGGGGACAGUGGCUGGAGCGCAAUUUUGCCACGUUCCUCUCUCACGUUCUAGACCUUGUGUCCCACCCCCGAGCCACUCAGACACAUGUGGAAGCAGUCUACUCCCGAAGAUGUGUGUCCUUUAUUCUGAGGGCCACUGUUGGUAGUUUGCUUGGGGAGAAGGCUCAAAAUGCAGCAGCUAAAGAGAUCUGCCAGGCCAUCGGUAAACAGAUGAAAUCUGUGGAAGCUGUUGUGAAUGACGCAAGUAAUGAAAAUAAAGUAGGUACCGCAGAUGUUUCUGCCAGUCAGCAUGUGAUGGUGUGCGCUCUGCAGGAGCUGGGAAGCCUGGUUCAAAGCUUGAACUCCACUGCAUCACCUCUUAUACAGGAGCCUUCAAUAGGGCUCUUGGAUACAGUGACCUCUGUGCUACUUCACCCCAGCAUGGCAGCCCGGCUUGCUGCAGCAUGGUGUUUGCGCUGUGUUGCUGUGGCCCUACCCUUCCAGCUGACCCCACUCCUGGACAGGUGUGCUGAGAGGCUUAAUAAUCUUAAGAACUCCCCAGAAGCUGUUAGUGGUUACAGUUUUGCUAUGGCUGCUUUGCUUGGAGGAGUACAUCAGUGCCCCCUGGGAAUUCCUCAUUCCAAAGGGAAGAUGGUUGUGAGUAUAGCGGAGGACCUGUUACGCACAGCAUCACAGAACAGCAGACUGUCCCUGCAGCGCACUCAGGCUGGCUGGCUGCUGCUUGGGGCUCUGAUGACGUUAGGCCCCUCAGUUGUACGCUACCAUCUUCCAAAAAUGCUUCUGUUGUGGAGAAAUGUGUUUCCUCGUUCCUUGAAGGAGCUGGAGGCUGAGAAAGCUAGGGGAGACUCUUUUACCUGGCAGGUGACUCUGGAGGGCCGCGCUGGAGCACUUUGUGCUAUGCGCAGUUUUGUUGCUCAUUGCCCUGAGCUGCUUACAGAGGACGUGAUCAGGAAGUUGAUGACCCCCAUUGAAUGUGCUAUGACCAUGAUGUCACAUAUAAUUUCUGUGAUUAAAGCUCAUGGAGCACACCUAAAAGCGAGUGCCGCUAUGGUCCGUCUCAGACUAUAUGAUAUACUGGCCCUAUUGCCUCCGAAGACAUAUGAAGGAAACUUUAAUGUGCUUCUACGUGAGCUGGUGGCAGAAUUCACCUUAACCGACAACUCUUCCAACACUACUACGUCUUUGCUGCGCUCCUUGUGUCACUGUGAUGAUAGUGUUCUGCUGGGAUCCUGGCUGCAAGAGACAGACCACAAAUCCAUUGAAGACCAGCUUCAACCUAACAGCGCUUCUGGGAGUGGAGCUCUAGAACAUGACCCAUCAUCCAUUUACCUGCGCAUCCCAGCUGGUGAGGCCGUCCCAGGUCCGCUUCCUCUUGGGGUUUCUGUCAUUGAUGCAUCUGUGGCUCUCUUUGGUGUGGUGUUUCCUCAUGUGUCAUUCAAGCACAGAUUACAAAUGUUGGAUCACUUUGCGGAGUGUGUGAAGCAAGCUAAAGGAGUCCGCCAGCAGUCUGUACAGCUUAAUAUCUUCACAGCGGUUCUUAGUGCACUUAAGGGCCUGGCAGAAAACAAAAGCUCGCUGGGUCCAGAGGAAGUACGAAAGUCUGCAUUGACACUGGUUAUGGGUGCCCUGGACAACCCUAAUCCCAUCCUCAGAUGUGCUGCUGGAGAGGCUUUGGGCAGGAUGGCGCAAGUGGUUGGAGAGGUGACCUUCAUUGCUAGGAUGGCACAGUUCAGUUUUGACAAGCUGAAGUCAGCGCGUGAUGUAGUGUCGCGGACUGGCCACUCACUUGCUCUUGGCUGCUUGCACCGUUAUGUCGGGGGAAUUGGGUCAGGGCAGCAUCUGAAGACCAGUGUCAGCAUUCUCUUGGCACUGGCUCAGGAUGGCACGUCACCAGAGGUUCAGACUUGGUCUCUCCACUCACUUGCGCUGAUAGUUGACUCAAGUGGUCCGAUGUAUCGAGGCUACGUUGAACCAACACUCUCUUUAGUGCUUACACUUCUGCUGACUGUCCCUCCUUCACAUACAGAGGUCCAUCAGUGCCUAGGCCGGUGCUUGGGCGCUAUCAUCACAACUGUGGGCCCAGAGCUGCAAGGCAAUGGUCCCACUAUUUCUACCAUCCGUUCUUCAUGUCUCGUGGGCUGUGCAAUCAUGCAGGAUCACUCCGACUCCCUGGUCCAGGCUGCUGCCAUCUCCUGCCUCCAACAGCUUCACAUGUUCGCUCCUCGUCACGUCAAUCUCUCCAGCCUGGUCCCUUGCCUCUGCGUACAACUAGGCAGUUCUCAUUUGCUGCUAAGACGUGCAGCUGUAGCGUGUCUCAGGCAGCUGGCACAGAGGGAGGCAGCAGAGGUGUGUGAAUACGCCAUGAACCUGGCAAAGAACGCAGCAGAUAAGGAAAGCAGUGGCCUCAAUAUAAACAUAACAGACACUGGUCUGGAAGGAGUGCUGUUUGGAAUGCUGGACCGGGAAACGGAUCGGAAACUGUGCUCCGACAUUCAUGACACUCUGGGUCACAUGCUUUCCUCUUUGGCCAUGGAUAAAUUGUCUCAUUGGUUGCUGUUAUGCAAGGAUGUCUUGGCAGCCACUAGUGAUGUGGGUACAGCUGGUCUGAUAGCUGGAGGAAGGGAUGAAGAGUCGGAGAAAAAGGAUGAAACGGAUGAUGACACCAUGUUUACUACACUGGGAGACGAUGAUAAAUCAAAGCCAUUUGUAGCCCCCCGCUGGGCGACACGUGUGUUUGCUGCAGACUGCCUGUGCCGGAUCAUCCUGCUGUGUGAGAAUGCUAACAAGGCACACUUUGAUUUAGCUGCUGCUCGCACACUGAAGCUGAAAAAUCCCAAAAAUGACCUCUUGGUCCUGCACCUGUCUGAUCUUAUUCGGAUGGCUUUCAUGGCUGCCACUGACCACAGCAACCAGCUACGCAUGGCUGGCCUGCAAGCCCUGGAGGAUAUCAUCAAGAAGUUUGCAUCUGUUCCUGAGCCUGAAUUUCCUGGACAUGUAAUCUUGGAACAGUAUCAGGCCAAUGUUGGAGCUGCUUUAAGACCAGCAUUUUCACAGGAUACUCCUUCAGACAUCACUGCAAAAGCCUGCCAGGUGUGCAGCGCCUGGAUAGGGAGCAAAGUGGUGAGUGACCUGAAUGACCUUCGCAGGGUACACCACCUUUUGGUUUCCUCACUGGACAAGGCACAAACAGGGAAGGGGGCAUCCAGUCAGCUUUACCGUGAGAGUGCCAUAACUAUGGAGAAACUAGCCGUACUGAAAGCUUGGGCAGAGGUUUAUGUUGUUGCCAUGACUAUUAAAAAAGAAGCAGAAAGUAAGCCCACUAAGGCAUUGAAGACCAAUGACGAUGAAGAUGAUGAUUACAAUAACAUUGAUGAGCUUCCUCCUGAUAGCCUUAUCUCAUUGGUUGAGUCAGCACUUCCAACACUUAGCCGGCUGUGGUUGGCGGUACUGAAAGACUAUGCUCUCCUUACCUUGCCACCUGAGUUUGCCAGCCAGCUCCCUCCAGACGGUGGAGCAUUUUAUACUCCUGAAACCAUUGAUACAGCAAGACUCCAUUAUCGCAAUUCCUGGGCUCCUAUCCUGCAUGCAGUGACGCUUUGGCUAAAUUCCACUGGUUUUAAUAAUUCAGACAUUACAGAUGAAGCGAAAAUAUCAAACUCUCAGAAGCGCAACCCUGCCAUAGCAUUGAACCAGCCACCAGGAACACCACCCAGCCCCAAGUCGCUUGUGGAGCUCAACAAAGAUAGAAUGCACCUGAUUUUAGGCAUUAGCAUCCAGUUCUUCUGUGCCCCCCGGCCUGAGGAGCCUGUAGAACAUGUCACAGCUUGUCUCCAGGCUCUACACAUUCUUCUAUAUUCUCCUUUUGCCAGAAGUCACAUAGCAGAGGACCAGGUGAUUGGAGUGGAGCUCCUCAAUGUUCUUCAUCGCCUACUGCUGACUUGUGAUCCAUCCUCCGUUCAGCUUUUAGUCACUAAAGUAGUGCAGCAGAUUGUGAGAGCUGCUUAUGACCAAUUACAGGAGCAAAGAACGGUUCAAAAUAAAGAUGACACAAGUGAAAAGGAAACGCAGACAAAUUUGGGUGAAGGUGAGGAAAGUGGUGGCCUGACCCCAGGAAAGUCUCUUGUCUUUUCUGCUAUGGAGCUGCUAAUGUUCAUCUUGGUACGACACAUGCCACAGCUCAGCUCCAAGAUGUCUGACUCUCCAAGCCACAUUGUCACCAAGCAUCAGCAGCUUUCAGAAGAAAGUGCACGCCUUGUAGCAUCUACAGUGACCAUCCUAGCUGAGCUGCCUCCUCUGUGCUCACCAGCAGGAUGUAUGAACAUACUGCCUACCAUUCUUUACUUGGUCACAAAAGUUCUGAAGGAGACAGCGAUAAAGUGUCCAGAGAAUCAGGUCCCCCUGCCUGUCAGUGCUUGCUUACAAGCCAUAAAGACGAUUGUAACUUCACCAUUGGCCAAGACGGAAAAAACCCAGAAGCAGUGGACGGAUCUGAUGCGUAGCACCUUGGCAUCUAUACUGGAGUGUUCUCAGCCAGUUGACUCCAAACAUACAGCAGAUGAAGUGAGCAUACUGACAGCGGUUGCACUCUUCCUGUUGUCUGCAAGCACAGAGAUAAUCGGGGUGCAAUCAUUGCAGACCGGAUGCAUCAACAGAUUCAAAGAAGCCAUGACCUCCACUGACCCCUGGGUUCAGGCUAAAGGUUACCAACUCUUGCUGACCGUUUUUCAACACUCCAAUAGAGCGCUCUCCACCCCAUAUAUACAUGCUUUGGCCCCCAUCAUGGUUGAAAAUCUGAAGGCCGUUGAAAGGAAGAGACCGAAUAACAGUUCAGAGCUGCUGGUUGUUCAGGAAGGAAUAAAAGUACUAGAGAGAUUGGUGGUAUUAGGAGAAGAAAAAAAUAGAGUCCAACUUCUUGCUCUCCUUGUCCCCACACUAAUUUCUUACUUGCUGGAUGUCAACACUUUCAGUUCUGCUUCACCCUCAUCAAAGGACCUUCAUGAGUUUGCGUUGCAAGACUUGAUGCGUAUUGGGCCUCUUUACCCAUAUGCUUUUAAAACUGUAAUGGGUGCUGCUCCAGAGCUGAAGGCACGCCUAGAAGCUGCCAUCAGGGCCAACCAAGCUAGCAAAGCCAGAGCUGCCUCCCAGCUGCCUGUUCCUACCGUACAAAGCGCUCCUACCAUCAAACUAAAGACCAGCUUUUUCUAGUGAAGAUCCCUCAGUGGAUGGAUUCCAGCAUAAAGUUUCCGAACUAUCUUUUUGAAUUGCUAAGUCACCUUAUUUCAUUCAUUGUUCUAAAAUACCUUCUAGAUUCGGCAGCGAUGGGUGUAACAUCAGGAACUUUUCUAGCAUUAAUAACAUGAACUCCAGGGUAACAUUGCUGCCUUUUACUAGUUCAUGGCUUGGAAUCAGAUCCCAAGAGUUAUUCUUCAUUAUAUCUCGUACAUAUUUUAUAAUGCACUUAUUUUCUAUUCCCUUUGAUGUGUGUAGAAUGAGAAUGCUGGUAUGAUUAGCCUCUAAAUGAAAAUGGACUUCUCACCAGCCGUAUGCUAAUUUGUGUGUUUGUCCCCUUGUGAAAAAUUGCUGCUUCAUAAAAACCAACCAACCUCCCAUGAUUGACAUUCCCUGACUUUGUUGACAUAACUGCAGUUUUAUAGGGCUGGCUUAAAGGUGGGCAGCACCACUACGGUGCAGGGAAGGGGAAGAUAAUGGAUUUAGAUCAGAAAUAUGUUUCUGCUGUAUGAACAUAUUUAGACUUAUUUGGUGUCCAAAUUUGAAGAUCAUCAGCAAAAGUGCAGUAAGGAUUUAUUGUGUUUGACCUUUGACUUGAACAGAACGGCCGAUUCAGGUAAGCAUAUACACUUACUGAUUGGCUGCUCGAUAUGUUGUCUUGGCGUCACAGCUGGGCAGGCAUUUGAAUUUGGCUGUAGUCAAUCCCUGCAGUAAGUGUGCUGGCGGUCCAGAUGUACCCGAUAUAUCUGCAUACGAUAUAUAGAACAGAGCUGUUCAGACACAUCAGGUGUACACACCUGCAUACAGGCUCGUGAUAUAUUGGCCAUUCGCUAGAACGGAUGAUAUAUCGCCUAAUGUGUGCUUAGCAUGGAUAUUCGUGUUAGUGAUGUCACUAGUGAGAUCAAAUGGCAAACAAUCAAAAAACACUCUGGGGAACAUUUGUAAAACCAUACUAACAAUUUAUUUAAACACUGUUGUCCAAGCUACAGUUAAACAAUUGAGGUCUGCAGUCAAACAAACUAGGCCAGAGGUUUCCAAACUGUGUGCCGUGGCUCCCUGGGGUUCCUCGGGACACUUGCAGGGGGGCCCUGGGUUGGUGGUCCAGGACCAAUUCAAAUUAUUCAUGGUCAAUAUAAUAGGUAAAACCAGUGCUGGUGGCUGCCAGUCAUAAAAUAUGUGGCCAAACAGAAGCAAAUCUUGUCCCUCACCACACAACUGACUCUAAGGAUGACAUAUAAACGCGAUCUACUUAAUGUAAUAUUUCUUUCUAAAUUUCUCAAUAAGACAUUUUUGGCCUAGGGGUGCCGUGAAAAAAAAUUCUGAUUAUUCUAGGACGCCGUGAUUCAAAAAAAUUUGGAAACCACUGAACUAGGCUGUUCUCUACCACUACCUCUGCCAAUACAUAUCAAAUAUCCUUCAUUGUCUGCUUAAAUAUAAGAAACACUGGCUGGAGAAACUCGUCUUGGUUUUUAAAAGCAUUAAAGUGCAAAAACACAUGACCUCUCACGGAAAUUAUUUUUUCCACAAACAGUGUAUAACAUUUGGAGUAGCCUAUGUAGAAUAUUAAAGUAGCAUCAGCCUAUCACUUCAGACAGCAGUUUCUGAAUAUAUGUGGACAUUUGGGACAGAAGUCCUCUCUAGUUUGGAUACAAUGCAUCUUAUAAUUUUAUUCCGUAUUAAUUGUUCUGUUACUGUUUGCAUUAAGGUUGUUCCGUCUCCAACCCUUGGUUAUUUAUUAGUGUCUCUUGCUUUACUGUGCAAUAUAGAUGUGUGUUGGAUAUGUUAUUACAAAGUGUAAAUAUGCAAAGUGAAUUUAUUUGAACUUUUACAUUCAUCUCUCCAAUUGACUGUAGCUGUAGAUAUUAAACUGGCGUAUAAUAUCAGACCUUUUACACAUGUGACAAAAUACAGGAACAUUAUUUUGACCGGUAGUAGAAAUUCAGGAGACUGAUCUACAGUAAGUAUAGAUUUUCUGUAGAACACAAAGUUUGUAUACAUUGACAUUUUUUGCAGUACAGCAUUCAGCUUAGUUCAAUAGCAAAGGUGACAGACAAUACUUCCAUUCUCUCUGUUCUCUUAGAACUUAUUUUGUUUUUCACUCACACAUGGAUUUUCUUUAUAUUCCUAUGAAACCUUAUACAGUAAGUACACUAAGGGGUCUAUUCAAUUCUAGUCGGAACUGCCGUCUAGUUGGAAAGAUGGCAGCUUCCAACUUUUUUUUAAGGUGAAUCAUGAUUCGACCUACUCAAUGGGGCUGCCAUUUUUCCGACUUGUCGGAAAACACGUGGAUCGGCAGAUUAGUCACGGAUCCACGUGUUUUGUUGGAUUUGUGGCCAAAUCCGACAGGUUUUUGGUCCGUUUUCGACAAUGUCGAUCUGACUUUAAAAAAAGCCGGAUUGACAUUGUCGGAAACAGUCAAAACUUGUCGGAUUUGGCCUCAAAAUGAAUACUCAACUGUCAGAUCCUUUCCGUCGGAAAGUAUCUGACAUCAAUUGAAUAGACCCCUAAGGGGUAAUUUUUGAUUAGUGCAAUAUAUGCCCACCAUUAAUGUGCACCCCAACAUUUGAUAAUUUUGGGAUAUAUUCACAGGCUAUAUAUAUAUAUAUAUAUAUAUAUAUAUAUAUAUAUAUAUAUAUAUAUAUAUAUAUUAUAUAUAUAUACACACACACACACACACACACACACACACACACACACACCACACACGCAUUUGACAGUAACUGCAUUCCAUUCUUUAUGGAACAGUCCUGUUUUCCUGCUGUCAGAUGUGUGUAGCAUAGCUGCUGAUUGGGGUGUGGUUAGAGCAUAACUGUGACAUGAACUGGGUCUAUUGGGAAUUUGGUCUAACACGUACUGAUAUUAAAUUAGGACUUGUUAUGUUUGAACUCUGUUUUACAAGUGUACUUAUUCAGUUGCAGUAAUGACAAAAUCAGGCAAUGUCUUUUUUUUUUUUUUUUUUUUUAAACACUGCAGUGGCUGACGUUUUUAAAUGACCAGUAAAACAUUUAUGGCGUGGGGCUUAUAGAAAAUGCCCUUUAUUGGCUGCAUUGAUGAUAGUGCUGCCAAUAAUUUCCAUGACAUAAGCAUAGUUGCUUACAUGAGGAGAUUUAGGGCUGCUCACCUUAAGUUUAGCACAAACCUAAGACAUGCCUUGCUGUUACUAAACACAAGCAUGAAUUUGCCAUUCACAACUAACUGCUGAAUAUGUGACAUUUGUGGUACUGAUCAUAAUAUGUUUUAAUGUAAUUUUUUCAUGUUUCUGUUUUUAAGCAACAAAAUACAAAUAAAACAAGCAUGACCGAA
Molecule: messenger RNA, 9895 nt
Organism: Pseudophryne corroboree (corroboree frog)
Lineage: Eukaryota; Metazoa; Chordata; Amphibia; Anura; Myobatrachidae
Gene: HEATR5B
Product: HEAT repeat containing 5B
Exons: 36
Coding region: 410-6568 (2052 amino acids)
Biological process (GO): intracellular protein localization; endocytosis; retrograde transport, endosome to Golgi
Cellular component (GO): Golgi apparatus; endocytic vesicle; membrane
Source: RefSeq, a predicted model, not a curated record